Messenger RNA from Parascedosporium putredinis, 1929 nucleotides. The record is from the annotation of a GenBank genome assembly. NCBI's taxonomy places the organism in Eukaryota, Fungi, Ascomycota, Sordariomycetes, Microascales, Microascaceae.
AUGAAUUUGCGACUAGUCUCGCUCCUAAACGAGAACCAGUCACAGCUAAAAGCUCAACUUGAUACAAUUCAGCAGAAGGCAGAAAUCAUGUCUUGUUCAUCGGCGGAUGGCUUGCGCUACAUCCGAAACCAGCUAAACAUGACUCUGGAAUUGCCUGACGAGGACAAGGCAGAUAAUACGUCCCUAGAGGAUCUCAAUACCCACUUGCGGACCCUUUUCAAUACCAUGGAGACAACUCGACGUGAGACGGAAAUUCUCGAGCAGCUAUACUUUGAAGACAUCUUUGCCCGAGAAGACACUAUUGACAAUCCUGCUUAUGAGACCUUUGAAUGGCUUCUAGCCCCCGAGGGUGACGAGGGUGAUCAGGGUGAUGAGGAUGAUGCCGGUCAUCUCACUGAUAGCGACAACGUAAUGGACGAGGACAAUCGAUUAGGUUACAGCGGUGCAUCUCUUAACGACGAUGGGGAUCUCCAAGAUGAUACACAGCCCCAGGAGAAUACUCAGUCCCAAGAGGAUGGCCAGUCCGGGUACGAAACUGACGAAUCUGCUAUGGGAGUACGACAUGAGGCCAGCAGGAAAUUCCAGAACUGGCUCGCUUCAGCGAGCGACCAGUUCCGAAAGGAAGACAUCAAGGAAGCCUUCCACCGGCUCGUGGAAGGCUCGGUAUCCUUGGGAGACGUCAGGAUUUGCUUGUUUAUCGACGGCCUCGAUGAGUACAGCACAAGCGCCUAUGAUCAUCGGAAGCUAGCUCUCAAUAUCCGCAAGUGGACAAGAUCUGACCAUGUCAAGAUGUGCGUCAGUUCCAGACCGCAUGUUGAAUUUGCCGACAGUUUCAACCCGGAGACGAGGCUGCACCUCCACGAUCUAACGUUUUGGGACAUCAGGUGCCUUGCGGAGGGCAUGUUUCGCGCCGACCCCAACUUCUACCGAAUUCAUAACACAUACCAUCAGCUGGUCGAGGUGAUCGUAUAUAGCGCCGAGGGCGUCAUAUUGUGGGCGGUGCUGGUCCUCAAGCUUGUGAUAGCCGAGGUUGGGCUGCAUAGCCCCCUUGAUCGAUUGCUGGAGAAGAUCCGCACCGUACCUCGAGAGUUAAGCGCCCUAUAUGACAGGCUUCUCAGCACGCUGGACGAGCGCGACAGACACCGGGUCAACCUGAUGCUGCUACUAGUGAUAAGCAGCCUCUUUCCCCCACCCGUAAUCUUCUUCUUGUGGUUGGACCACAUGCUGGAGCCCCAGUUUCCGACGUUUGAAAACACAUAUCAAUUUACGCCUUCCGAAGUGAUGGACAGGAUGGAUAGCAUCGACAAGCUAACAACAAGUUUGACAAAGGGUCUGCUGAUAAUACACGAUAAAACUAAGCUCUCUCCUGCAUCAUCACGUGCAGAAAGAAUCAUAAAUGCGAUGGUUGGCCCUAUGGUUGGGUUAAGCCAUCGAUCCGUGAGGGACUACCUCGUUGAUUCCAACAAGCUAUCUCAGAUCAAAGAGACUUUUGAGAGCAUUAACUUGAAUACCGUUUACUCUAACCUUUCGGUCGUCGUGGUGGCAACGGCAAUCCGCUCACUCAACGAGUUGAAGAAGGGAUCUCUCCAAGCCUCUGAGCAAGCAUAUUGGCGUCUGGUGAGAGCUACUGAAGCGUCUAAUAGAGCGGACUCCAGGCACUAUAUUCGGGACUAUUUACCUCAGUUUUGUCGUGCCGUCGAUGAUGAAGGCCAGAUUCCACCUUGCAAUAGUAUCCUGCUUGAACAGUGCAUAAACUCUCAAUUCCCGCCGCCAGCCUAUGGCGAACUCAUGCCCAUGUAUCCAGAGCGCCCGUCACUGAUUUUGGGGGCCGAGAACAUGGCGGCAGCAUCCUGCGCUUCUCCAUAUUUCACGGGUAUUUCCCCUACAGCUUGCGAGAGAUCGAAGCGAGGAUCAACAAGGGAGAGUUGA